CUGAGGAGCCAUUUUGUUGUGAGAGAGACGAAGCGAAGGAGAGAGUGAACAUCUCCGCUGUGCUGUCGGGGCGAAGAGGUUGUUAACUCUUGUGGGAAGAAGCUUCUUCACCAAACAGCUGCAGCUUGAAUAAUACGUAGCGUUUUCACCCACAGAUCCUUAAGGAAGUCGGAUUGGCUAGUAGUUCGGAGCGCUGUGAUUCCAUUGGCUAGAUGGUUGUAAAUACGACGUCCUGGCCAAUCGUUGCACAGGAGGCGGGGUUUACAGAAUGCGGGUGGGAGAUGUAAACCACAAACCAAUUGAUCGGCCGCCAUAUUGUGAGCGCCAGCUCUUUGUUUUGGUUUAAGGGCUUCCUUGAGCGCCGUGUGUGUCGAGGUGAGUUGAUGUUCAGCUCGGCUUCACGACACAGCGUCGCUUUUUGGCACAUGAACACCAUAAACAUCAUAAACACAAUAAACACCGUAAACACGAUAAACACCAUCAACACCAGGCUAAACACAUGCGCAGUGAGAAGUAGACGGACUACUUCGAGGACCUGGAGACAGAUCAGUGACGAGACAGCAAGAAGGAGAAACUUCACUACAACAACAGAGAGGUGACAUCCAGCACAAUCAGAAUGGGAGGCGGUGAGAGAUACAACAUUCCAGCGUCCCAUCCCGAUCACUCUGCCUCCAAAAAGCACCACCCCGUCGGCAAGUCCAAGCCGAGGAGCCGGAACCAGCACGCCGGCGCGUUUUCUGCGUCUCCCGGUGCUGCGACGACUCCUGAGAAACUGGCUGAGAAGAAGAGCGGCGGCUCGGUUCGCUUCUCCUACAGCGAUCAGUGCUGGGGAGGAGCCGUGACUCACCUGAACAACAUCCUGGUCACGCAGUGCAGCCACGCCUACGCCGGCGCCAAAUUCAGCGAGCCGCCUUCCCCUAGCGUACUCCCUAAACCUCCUAGCCACUGGGUUUCCCUUCCCAUGAUUCCCUGCGACCGGCGCGAGAUGAUGGCCUUUCAGUUAAAGAGCCUCCUCAAAGUGCAGGCGUGAAAAAAAUACACGACGUUAACGAACCAGCGACUUCACGCCAGGCUCCGCCCCUCCUGCAACGCUGCAGCGCCGUGAUUGUAACCGGGACCAUUUCUGCAAACGGUUCCUCUUUAACUGUAUAUAGUUUUUUUUAAACGUUUAGGACAGGAUCGCGUCGCUGCAGCCUUACAGCAGGGAGGAGCGCUUAACGGAGUCGAACGAAACGCUCAACUGGAUUCCCUUCUCGCUAACGUUGUGGUGUUGUUUUUUAUGUUGGCCGUUAAUGAAAGUCUGUGUGUGUGUGUGUGUGUGUGUGUGUGUGUGUGUGAGGGUGAGGGGACAAAUCAUCGCUUUACACGACGUGCAUCACAAUCAUCACAUAACUUUGUUUAUAUUUACUACAGGAAGCAGCACAGCGUUAAACAGCAAUAGUGUUAUUAUUAAAGCGCUGAUACGUGCGUUUUAACGCCAGUCAUCUCGCCCUCGCUUUUACUUUCACGCCUUUUUCUCGCGCACGCCUGGCGAUCUCGCGCACACGAGCCUCGUCUCCGUUUAUACAUCAGAGAAAAUCAAUCUGUUUUUGGGGGAGAGAAAAAUUUUGAUGAAAACCAAAUGCGAAAGCGUGUGUGUGUGUGUGUGUGUGUGUGAGUGUGUGUGUGUGAGUGAGAGAGAGAUUUAUCCUCACAAUGUGGCCCACACACACCUUGUGCUUUCAGCUCCUGUACUUUUAUAAUUGGCGCUGUGCGCACUGCACUAUGGGGGCUGAAAUUCAACAAGGUGUGUAAAUAAGCAGCAUCUCCUUUGUUUUGCUUUGUUCCAUCAAUCAGAAGUGUUGAAGUUUACUGAAGUACUAUAGUUUCACUUACAGCGAGUCCCCUUGGUCACGUGGUCACAGACGUACGUGUGCUGAUGAUCUGUAAAACGAUGUUGCGCGCUGUUAUGCGUGUACGGUGUAGCGUAGAGUUCCGUUCAUGUCCAGUUUAUUUUCGGGCCGGUUUAAAGGAGCGCUUCUAAACGCUCUUAUUAAAGCAGUCAUCAGGAACAGCACCGCAGUCAGCCGCGAUGUCAGCACACGUUUGUCGAGUUUCCUGGAUUUACACCAGAGAGGAGAUUUGAACGCAAUCAGUGGCGUGCGGCAGCUUUAUGGCGAACGAUGCGGAGGAAGGCGUACGGAGGCGAGACACAGGGGUGUUGAUCAUCUCGCUGUCUGACUCCGUUCGCCUGUUUGCCAUGCGGCGCGUCGUUAAAGUCGCGUUGUAGCAUUUAAACUGUUUACGUUUUUACAAAAGGGGCCAAAGUUUUAGACUCUUUUUGACUCGUUCUAUGACUUGCACUGUGUGUCCAUGUUGUGAGUGUGUAGUGAAACCCCCAGUUCUUAUUUCCGCAUUCUGUAACGCGUGUAGGCGUGUGCCGCAUCACAUCCACGUCCGAUCUUAUAACUUCGUAAUGAUACUGUACCUAAAAAUUGGAAAUGAUUUGAAAUGAAUUAUAUUGAUGCUGUAUGGAUUAUCACAGGUUUAGAUGUCAGUACAAAUACAAUCGCAUCACUUCCUCUUCAACAGGUUUACUUUAUCCCUGAUAAGUUUUGGUAAUAACUGGAUUAUCGCGAUUAUACCGUGUAUGUGAUUAUCGGCACAUGCCUGAACACCGCGUACCUGUCCUGCACACGGCGCGUUAACGGCCAGCUGGAAGACGACUCUUUGUGCAUCAGAGCCGUGUAAAUAAUGAAAUGUAUAAAACCUUGUAGCAUAUUGUACAUUAAAACGCAGGGUUGUUUUAAACCUGCCAGAAAGUAUUUUUAGUAAUAACACUGAAUGUAAGUCACGCAGAAGACGUGGCUUGAUUUGAAAUGCUGAAAUUAUUUUUGUUUAAAAAAAAAAAGAAAAAAAGAAAGAAAAUAUUUGCCUGUAGCGUGUGGAAGUCCCUCUGCGCUGUGCCGUGUCUCCGCCAGUGAUCCUGCACAGGACUUUAUUUUACAGAACGCACAGAGCAGAGGAGAAAACAAGCUUUAAGUGCAAAGAUUUUUAAACAAAAAAUAUAUAUGUAGUUAAAAUUUCGCAGGCUUUUACACUCACACCAGCUCCAUUUUUAAAUAAGAACCAUGUUUUUACAAAAAAAUAAAACUUUUUUUUUAUUGAUUACACUUUCAGUAGAUUUUAAUUUAAGUGACUCGGUGUAUCCAGGAGCGAGUUUUUUCCUCUGCAGACUCGCAUUUGAAUACGCCGCUGUAAUGUUUUUGUUUUUUUUUUUUUUAAAUUAAUUAUCUUAAUUUUUUCACUUUCCUGUGUGUGUGUGUAAAAGUCUCUCAGCUUUCCCUGAUAAUUGGCUUUGAAUUUGUCCCAAACUUUUAAAAUGUCACUUUAAGAGGGAAAAAAAAAAGAAACUUGAAGCCCAUUUUAUUGUAAUUGAUAUGUAGUAAA
Pangasianodon hypophthalmus (striped catfish) is the source of this 3429-nucleotide messenger RNA. RefSeq names its product proline-rich nuclear receptor coactivator 2 (gene pnrc2). The transcript is spliced from 4 exons. Gene Ontology annotation, biological process: nuclear-transcribed mRNA catabolic process, nonsense-mediated decay. The coding region runs from base 617 to 1030 and encodes 137 amino acids. Gene Ontology annotation, cellular component: P-body; nucleus. The record is from RefSeq and is a predicted model, not a curated record. Lineage: Eukaryota; Metazoa; Chordata; Actinopteri; Siluriformes; Pangasiidae.